AUGCCUUUCGAUUUGUUCUUCUGGCUUCUCAUUUGUUUCCCUCUCAAUGUUGCCCUUUUGGCCUCCGCUUUCUACCAGGUUUUGAUGUUAUCUGACUUAGAAGCUGAUUAUAUAAACCCUUAUGAUGCUUCGUCUCGGAUCAAUUACUAUGUGGUUCCUGAGUUUAUUGCUCAGGGAUUGUUUUGCGCUCUCUUUCUCUUUACGGGUCACUGGUUCAUGUUUCUUCUUAUGCUUCCACUUGCUUCCUAUCAUGGGACCUUUCAACUGGUAUCAGAGCAACACGAUCUUAGAGUGACUUAUGGUGCACAAGAACAUAAACUCCAUCACAAUGGAGCUGUGACCAGAGGAAGUGGAACGGCGGUUUCAGGAGGUGGAAGCAAGAAUGGAUACGAUAAAGACAGAGAUUCUUGA
Messenger RNA from Vicia faba (fava bean), 411 nucleotides. Lineage: Eukaryota; Viridiplantae; Streptophyta; Magnoliopsida; Fabales; Fabaceae. The record is from the annotation of a GenBank genome assembly.